AUGUCUUCUCCUCGUGCUUCCUCGCCCGAAGGCGCUGCCACUGGCGCCAGCCUCAACCGUCCCUCGUCGCCCACGCCCCCUGGCGGUCCCCGAACGGCCAUUCGUCGCCGCGCCGCUGCCGACCAGAAGGAGAAGAUUGCCAAUGCCCGUCCCAGCAGCACGCGCUCGGCCGGCGCUGGCGGCUCCAGCAGCACCAUGCUGAGACUCUACACUGAUGAGUCUCCCGGUCUCAAGGUCGACCCCGUCGUUGUUCUCGUUCUCUCUCUUGUCUUCAUCUUCAGCGUUGUUGCUCUUCACAUUAUUGCCAAGAUUACCCGAAAAUUCUCGAGCUAA
Molecule: messenger RNA, 333 nt
Organism: Akanthomyces muscarius
Lineage: Eukaryota; Fungi; Ascomycota; Sordariomycetes; Hypocreales; Cordycipitaceae
Exons: 4
Coding region: 1-333 (110 amino acids)
Biological process (GO): intracellular protein transport
Cellular component (GO): Sec61 translocon complex
Source: RefSeq, a predicted model, not a curated record